AUGACGGCACUUGAAGAAAAGACAGCCAACAGGCGCAUAUUAUCUGCAUACGAAACACUCUCUAGAGAGGGAUUUACUGUAGAGCAGGUGGAGAAUGCGCUCUUGUCACUCGUCCCCUCCUCGCUUUCCCUGGAAGCAGCUUUUGAUUGGCUCUGCCUGCACUUGGCACCUCAGCAGCUGCCACGUCACUUCGCGUCUGCAGCUGCCACUGCCACGCUGGCACGAGGUGACGUGGAGGUGGUGCUGGCUGCUGCUGACGUGGAAGGGGAAGGACAGCGAGGAGGCGACGACGCAUGGGGAGGAGAUGGAGAUGAGGACGGGGGAAGGGGGGGACGGUCGUUAGCAGAAGAAGCUGAGAGAUUCAGGAAGAUGGAAGAAGAGAGGAAAGCGAAAGAGGAGGCAGAAGAGAAAGAGAGAGAGAAGGAGAGGAAGAAGAAGCAAGCGGAUUGGAUCAAACGGUAUGUGACUGAGUACGAGAGUGAGGAGGAGGAGAGUGAGGGUGAAGGGAAAGAGCAGGAGGGGGAGGACGGAGAGGAGGAGGAUGACUGGGAGAAGGUAGCGGAUAAGGGGGCUUCAGCUGGAUCGACAGCAGGAAACGACUUGCUUAAGGGGUCUCCUCUUUGGGAGGUUUGGGCUGAUGCAAGGGAGAGAAGACGCAGAAAGGAGCUCAGGAAAAAGGCCCCAGCAGAGCCGCGCUUGCAAUCCUUGGCGGCGGACCUGGGGAGGGCCAAGGGCGAGGCGGCGAGGGCGAAAGGGUGCAUGGACAAGGGCAGGCAAGCAGAAGCGGGGCUGCUGAUCCGUGAGCUCAAGGAGGAGGCUGCAGGAUAUGGGUGCAAGGGCAGGCAGGCAGAGGCAGGGCUGGUGAUCCGCGAGAUCAAAGAGGAGGCAGCAGCAUAUGGUUAUUCUGAGUCCAUGCUCGAGGAGGCUAACCAGCAGCAGCAGCGAGUUGCUGCAGAAGAGGAUGAGGAGAACGCGGAAGAGGAGGAGGAAGCGUUUGGGCUGUUUGGGGAGGAGGAAGAGGAGGAGGAAGCGCCAUUGGAAAGGGGAGGGAAAGCUGCAAGUGGAGAAGGGGCAGGGGCAGCAGGAAAGCCAGCAGAAAAGGAGGCAGAAGAGGAGGAUAUGGGACUGGAAGGCAUGUCUCUCUUUGAUGAUGAGAGUGACGGGGGAGGGGGAGGGGAAGGGGGAAGGGGCGCAGCAGCAGCAUUGCCUGAGUCUGUGCUGGCACUGCAGAGGAAGAGUGCGAGGGAGAAAGCGUGGCAGCAGCAGCAGCAGCAGCAGAUGUUGGCGGGUGGCAGGGGGAAUGCAAAGGCAGGAGGGAAGGAUAAGAAGGGGAAGGAUGCUGCUGCUGCGGACAUGCAACGGCAGCCCAAGGCUCUGCUGCAGCAGCACUGCCUUAAAGCCCUCUGGCCCGCUCCCAAGUACACGAAGCUUCCAGGAAGCAGCGGCGCAGGGAAGUUUAGCUACUCGGUGACUGUGGUACGGCAGGGGGGGAGGGGAGGAGGGGGUAAGGGAGGAGGAGCGGGAGGGGGGAAGGGAGGGGGAGUGGGGGUAGGGCCAAUCACGUUUCAGGUUUCCGCAGCAGAGGAUGGGUUUGAGAGUGUGUCAGAGGCUCAAAACGCAGUGGAGCUUCUGGCACUGCACGCCCUGCUGCCCCACAUGCCUCUGCACCAUCAGCUUGUCUCCCCUUACCGAGAGCAGUGGCUGGAACUGGCAGAGAAAGCAGAUGCUGCAGAGACGAGCAGCAGCAGCGCAGCCGCAGCAGCGGAGGCAGCAGCGAGGCACCAAGUCAAGUUCGCUGCAGCACUCGUGGAUAAAGAGAUUAGGGCCAGGGAGACUGCUGCUGCUGCUGCUGCUGCUGCUGCUGCUGCUGGUACUGCUGCUGGUGUGGCUGGUGGUUCUUCUGCUGCUGAUGAUGUAGAGGAGAGUGCACCCAGAGAUGAAGGCCCCACUGUGGUGCGCAGGAGGGAGGCUCAGAGCCGGGAGCUGCAGCAGCGGUGGCGCCAGUGGCAGGCCUUGGCAGUUGGAGGAGCAAGAGGGGCAGGAGGGGCAGGAGGAACAGGGGGAACCAACAGAGAGGCAAUGGAGACGAGUGAGAGGAGGGCGAUGCAGGAGAUGAAGAGGAAGCGAGGGGAGCUACCGAUGGCAGCAGUGAGGGAGGAGGUGGUGCAGGCGUUGAGGGAGGGAGAUGUGGUGGUGGUGAGCGGGGAGACCGGGUCGGGCAAGACCACCCAGGUGCCGCAGUAUAUCUUUGAAGAGGCGGAAGCUUCCGGGAAGGCGGGGUUCUGCAAUAUCGUGUGCACGCAGCCUCGACGAAUUGCUGCCAUAUCGGUGGCAGAGCGAGUGGCAGCAGAGCGGUGCGAGCCGCCUGCUGGGAGUGGCAGCAGGGGAGGAGGUCCUGCAGGCGUGGUUGGUUACCAUGUGCGGCUGGACGCUGUCAAAACUUGGUACACGCGCAUUACCUUCUGCACCACGGGAAUCUUAUUGAGGCGACUAGUGGGCGACCCUCUGCUGUCAGACGUGACCCACGUGGUGGUGGACGAGGUGCAUGAGCACUCCAUCCAGGGCGACUUCCUCCUCGUCAUCCUCAGAGACCUGCUGGCGCGCCGCCAACACAUGAGACGACAGAUGCCACACCUCCCUGCGUUAAAGCUCGUGCUCAUGUCAGCCACUCUGGACGCGUCUCUCUUCGCCUCUUACUUCUCUGGCUGCCCGGUCAUCCAAGCCCAGGGCCGCACCUUUCCUGUGGAGAUGAAGUAUCUCGAGGACGUAUAUGAGAGCACGGGCUACAAGCUCUCUUCCGACUCACCAGCUGCUCUCAGAUCUGAUUCCCAUCAGUCCCGAGCCAAGGGCUCCAAGGCAGCAGCGGGAGGCGGUAGCAAGACCAAGCAGAAACUGCUGAAGGCGGGAUGGGGCGAUGAUGCUUCCCUGCAGGCUGAAACAGUGAAUCCGGAUUACGAUGCCUCGCGAUACAGCGACUACAGCGACAGCACCCGGAAAAAUCUGCGGCGGGUGGACGAGGGAACGAUAGACUACGAGCUACUGGAGGACGUGGUUGCUCACAUCGACACCACAUGCGGCCCAGGAGCCAUCCUCGUCUUUCUGCCUGUGAGAUGCCCUGAACACCUGCCCUGCCCAGGAGCCAUCCUGUUUCUUUCCCCUCAGAGUGUGGACUCCACAUGCGGCCCAGGAGCCAUCCUGUUUCUUUCCCCUCAGAGUGUGGACUCCACAUGCGGCCCAGGAGCCAUCCUCGUCUUUCUGCCUGUGAGAUGCCCUGAACACCUGCCCUGCCCAGGAGCCAUCCUGUUUCUUUCCCCUCAGAGUGUGGACUCCACAUGCGGCCCAGGAGCCAUCCUGUUUCUUUCCCCUCAGAGUGUGGACUCCACAUGCGGCCCAGGAGCCAUCCUCGUCUUUCUGCCUGUGAGAUGCCCUGAACACCUGCCCUGCCCAGGAGCCAUCCUGUUUCUUUCCCCUCAGAGUGUGGACUCCACAUGCGGCCCAGGAGCCAUCCUGUUUCUUUCCCCUCAGAGUGUGGACUCCACAUGCGGCCCAGGAGCCGUCCUCGUCUUUCUGCCUGGCAUGGGCGAGAUCCAGUAUCUGUGGGACAGGCUGGCAGCGUCAAGGCAGUUUGGGGCGCCGGGGAGAGUGGAGUGGCUGCUGCCUCUGCACUCGUCCGUGUCUGCUGCUGAGCAGCGGCAAGCGUUCAACAGCCCUCCCAGUGGCGUGCGCAAGGUGGUGCUGGCAACGAACAUAGCAGAGACGAGUAUCACCAUUGACGACGUGGUCUACGUGGUUGACGUGGGCAAGCAGAAGGAGACGCAGUUCGACGCCAGGAGGGGCAUGACCAGUCUGGUGGAAGCAUGGGUGGCCAAGGCGAACGUGAGGCAGAGGGCGGGCAGGGCGGGGCGAGUGCAGGCCGGGCGGUACUUUGCCCUCUUUACCCGCCACCGCUUUGAAACCAUCAUGCGGCCCUUCCAGCAACCGGAGAUUCAGCGAGUGCCUCUGGUGGAGCUGUGCCUGCAGAUCAAGUUGCUGGACCUGGGCACGCCUGCACAAUUCCUCAGCAAGGCCAUUGAGCCGCCCAAGGAGGAGGCGGUGAGGAGUGCAAUGAAGACUCUGAGGGAGGUGGGGGCGGUGGACGAGAGGGAGGAGCUCACAGCGCUUGGUACACACCUGGCUGCCCUGCCUGUCGACGUGCGAAUAGGCAAGAUGAUGAUCUACGGGGCAGUGAUGGGGUGUCUCAGCACGGCGCUCACCAUCGCUGCCUGCCUCAGCUACCGCUCCCCCUUUUCCUCCUCCUUCCACGAUCGCAAAGCAGCUGCCAGGGCUAGGCAAGCACUCGUGGCCAAAGCUCGAGAGGCCAACCCCGAUGCAAGCUCACAGGACGCAGCAGGAGGCAGGCAGGGAGAGAAGGGGAGCUGGGAUGAUGGCGAUAGUGAGGAUGAGGAGGAAAAUGAAGGGGGCUGGGAGUCAAAGGUAGAAACAGAGACUGCAUGGGGGAAGGGAGAGGGAGGAGCAGGUGCGAGUGGGGAUGACACGGCAUGGAACAUGGCACGGGGGCAGCAGUCCGACCAUCUCGCUAUGGCCUCAGCCUUCAAUGGCUGGGUGCUGGCUCUUCAGAGGGGCAGCAGGGCAGCGAGGGAGUUCUGUCAGAAACAUCACCUCAGCAUUCCUGCUCUGCUCAUGCUGCGAGACAUGAGGGUGCAGUUUGCUCGCCUGCUCAUGGACAUCGGCUUCCUGAGGCAGCCCAGCAAGGCACCUGGGUCCGGUGGCGCCCCUGUGAGCAGGGGAUUUGAUUGGCUGGAUGAGUCCACCCAGCCCUGGAACCGAUGCUCUAUGAGUGCUCCUGCUGUUAAGGCUGUUCUCUGUGCAGGCCUCUACCCCAAUGUCGCUAUGAUGGCACGUGACUCUAUCGAAGCCGCGCACUGUUCACACGCGUCAGACCUCGCACACGUGGCAGGGGCGUUGGGGCGCCCGCGGUGGGUCACUGCGACAGGGGCUGAGGUGGCAAUCCACCCCUCUUCGGUCAACGAAGCUGUCUCGGUCUUCCGCGCUCCCUUCCUUGUCUUUCACGAAAAGGUCAAGACAUCUCGAGUGUAUAUCCGCGACUGCACUGUUGUUUCUCCGGCAGCAUCCUUCUUUUUGGCGGACCAAUCACAGUCCACCAUCAGAGAGCACGAGUGUCAGUGGAUGGUUGGUUGGACCUUGUUGCUCCGGCUCAGACGGCUGUACUUUUUAAGUCUAUCCGAGGGGCAUUUGACACUAUCCUUUGCCGACAUAUCCUUCAGUCGCAG
Closterium sp. Naga37s-1 is the source of this 5291-nucleotide messenger RNA. The record is from the annotation of a GenBank genome assembly. Lineage: Eukaryota; Viridiplantae; Streptophyta; Zygnematophyceae; Desmidiales; Closteriaceae.